Molecule: messenger RNA, 2436 nt
Organism: Symbiodinium pilosum
Lineage: Eukaryota; Dinophyceae; Suessiales; Symbiodiniaceae
Source: the annotation of a GenBank genome assembly
AUGGCCGUCCAGAACAGAAGGCUCGCUCUGCUGCCCAUCCUUGUGGCAAUCGCCCUGGGUGCUUGCUUGACAUGCAGAGGCAGCACCUUUGUGGGCUCUUUGACGCUCAGCCAAAGGGUGCCCGCUGCAACCCGGCGUGAGGUCACAGGAUCCGCAAUGCUUCAGAGUGCUGCGCACCACGAGGUGCGUCCUGGUGGGCACGAGCAGUUCUACUUAGAGAACCCAGUGCGCGCGGCCUUUGCAGCCGGAUUGGCAAUUUUGCUGGGACUGGGCUUUUUGCAGGCGCCGGCUUUUGCUGAGAGCAAACGAGUGGUGGGGGAAAUUCCUGCAUCUGGAUUCAUCUUCAAGGAUACAAUCAACGUGGAGGCUUUUGAGGAUCCGAAAGUAUCUGGAGUCUCGCUGUACAUCUCGGAUUUUUCUCGAUCAAUGGCCGAUCGGGUUAGCAAAGGCGACUUCUUCUCAGAUCCAGGGGCUGCCGGCCUGACAUGCGCCAAGAAUGGCCCAGUUAUGAUCUCCCCGGAUCUGAAGCCAACCAAAGAGGGCGAAGAUGUCUUCACAGAAUCGCGAGCGAUUCUCUUCAAGACACUGAAGGUCAAGCGCAUCUAUGAUGCGGAUGCGAAGAACAUCCUUUAUGUAGCUUUCACGGAGCGUAUGGAUAACAGCAACGACAGCAACAAGAGCCUUGCGCGAGACAUUGCUGACUCGCUGCUGGCAGUCUCCGACUACCAGGCCUUCGUGGCGCUAAUGCAGCGACACUUGUUUUCAGAUGCCGAUGGCAUCGACCCGUUGCAGGCUGACAACAUGAGCGUUGCAGUGCUGAACACGUGUGAUGGCUUUUGCAUGCAGCUAAAGCUGAAAUGGAACAAAGACGAAUUCGAUAUCGACAUCGAGGAAGGAUCCACCGUCGAGGUCUUCAAAACACAGGUUUGGACUUUGACUCAAGUGCCCAUGGAUAGGCAGAAGUUUCUGGGCUUUCCCGGCGGUAUGCUGAAGGAUACCGACGACCUGAUGGCCAAGGUGGCCAAGCUGAAGCCAGGGCAGAAAGUUCAGCUCAUGGGCACUCCAGAGGGCAAAGAGUUGAAAGCUCCAGAGGAGAAAGUUGUUUUCGAAGAGGAUCUCUCUCCCGAAGAGAAGGCAAAAAUCUUGAAAGAAAAGAAGGUGGAAAUUCCACCAGCCGGAAUCAAGAACCUGGGCAACACCUGCUACAUGAAUGCCACCCUGCAAUGCCUCAACAGAGUAGGAGAUUUGAGAGAAGCUCUCAAUCAGUACCAGCCACCUGCGACCGAGGUAAGGGACAUUGAUUCCGUACUCACGGCCCAGCUGAAAACCGUGAACUCACAGCUGACCAGCACGACUGAUUCAAUCGUACCGAUGCAAUUUGUGAUGGCGUUGCGACAGCGGUUUCCGAGGUUUGCAGAGAUGCAGAACGGAACGCCAAUGCAGCAGGAUGCAGAUGAGUGUCUCCGAGGGUUGCUCACGACUUUGUCGGGGACCCUGAGAGGCAGCAGCGAGUCUGCAAACAGGAUAGAUGAACUGUUUGGCUACAAGCUCAAGUCCACACUGCGAUGCUUAGAGUGUGACGAAGAAGCGCCACAGGAAACGGAAGAGAUGAGCCGCGUGUUGCUGUGCCAUCUCGGUACUCAGACAGAUCCCGUCUCGCACAUCACGCAAGGUGUACAGCUGUCUCUGAAGGAGCACAUCGAGAAGAAUUCGCCAGUCCUGGGUCGCAACGCGCAGUACGAGAAAACGUCGUCCAUUGCAAGCUUGCCACCCUUUCUGGUUGUCCAAUUUGCGAGAUUUGGUUACAAAGGAGCCAACGAGUGGGCUGGCACCAGUGCCUCAAAGGUGAAGCUGACGCGGAAAUGCGCCUUCACACACACUUUUGACAUUUUCGACUGCACUUCUGAUGAUGUGAAGAAACGACUCUCUGUUGGGCGAGUGAAGAAGAAGGAACAGGAAGACAAAGAGUUGGAGCGGCAAAAGGCCGCGUUGGAUAAGGGCAGCUCUAGCGCUGCAAAGGAGGAAGAUGUGGAAAUGAAGCCGGCAGAGGACUCGGAAAUGCAGUCUGUGGGCGUCGAGGAGCUGGACACCGGUUACUAUCAGCUUAUUGGAAUCGUAUCGCACAAAGGUCGAACUGCUGAUGGAGGGCACUAUGUGGGCUGGACACUGCACAAAAAGGCUGAUGGCAAAGACAUCAAGGAUGACAAGUGGGUUCUCUUUGAUGACGACGAGGUCAGCUUUGUGAAUUGGAAGGACAUGACAGGAAUGAGCACAGACCUUUGCGGCGGAAAGGCAGAUACUCAAAUCGCGUACAUCAACAUCUACCAGAGGAUAACAGUCCUGGCGGACCCUGGCCAAGCUUUGGGUAGCGAUGCCGGGGAGAAGGCUGAGAGCGGCUACUCUUCCAAAGAAGACGUGAAGAUGGAGGGGCAGUAG